UUUGAUGUUAGAAGUCGGUUAUUAUUUAACAUUUCAAUUCAGACUAUAGGAAAUGACUGAAUUAAAUAGUAGACUUGUAAUUUGAACAGUAAUAAUAUUAUUAACCAUUCAAUAUUAAAUUUUCAAUUGUUUUCCAUUUCACUGGCCAGUGCUCAAAGUUUUUAACAUGGAGGAUAUAGACAACAUAAUAAUGAAACAGAUUGACAAUAAAAUUGAAUCUCUUGAAGCAGAACCAUUUUGUUACAUCUGGCAGAUGAAAAGAUUGAAAUCGCUACAAAACUGGACCAUGGCUAAACCUAGUGCCAAAGAAAUGGCCGAAGCAGGUUUCUACUGCCCAAACCCGGAUAUACCUGAUACAGUAAGAUGUUUUUCGUGUUUCAUUGAAUUGGAUGGUUGGGAGCCAACUGACAAGCCUUGGGAAGAACACAAAAAACGAGCCUUAUCGUUAAACCCACCAUGUAAAUUUAUUGAAAUAAGUAAGAAAGAAUCUGAUUUUAUAGUAGAUGAUUUCUUAGAAAUUCAAAAAAGUGUAAUUCUACGCAUUUUCAAUGAAAAAUGUGAAAAAUUCAUUAAAACAUCAUUAUCUCUUCACAAAAAGAAAAAAUCAGCGCUUAAAAAAGACCUCCAAAAAAAGGGAAUGUCAUAGAAAAAUAUAUUAUAUAUAAUAUGUUUGACAUAAAAUUCACCUUGCUAGGCGCAGUUUAAUUUAUUGUAAAUUAGUUAUUACAUAUGUUAAACAAGUACUGACUUGUCUAAUUAUUAUAGUAUUAUAUAUAUAUAUAUUACAAUGUAUGCUUGUAAUUUGAUUUUAUCAAAUUAAAUGGAAUUUUAUUACCAAUAAUUUUUCUAAAUUAACACCUGUAAAUUAGACAUUAAAUAUUUUAAUUGUGAUUUAUUUAUUAGUAAUUAAAAUUAAUAAACUCUUUUGGAGUGGUUAUAUUUUAACGCUUUUUAUUCAAUUAUAAGUCUUGUUAAGAUUGAUUUUAUGCCUUUGUCUAUUUCAUUGAAAUGAUUUACUUAGUUUAUUGUGUAAGUUAUCAGUAUCUAUUUAAAAUGGGAUCAUAUUUUAACAAACAAUUAAUUCAAAAAUUUCAAUUAUUUAAACUAAUGAUUAAAAUAUUUUAAGUGUGUAUGUAUAUUGGAUUGUAUUGUAUUAUUUUAAUAAAAAUAUUUAGUUUUUUUUAUAAGCUGAUAUUUAAGUAUAAUCUUUAUUUUAAUUUGAUUGAUGUUAGAAAAGCAUUGCUCUGAAUUUUAAAAAUAUCUGUACAAAUGUUUAUUCAUUUAAAUUUAAAAACCAAUGUGAUUAAUACAAUAAACAAAUAAAUAAAUUAUAUUGUUAAAGCAUUAAUUUGUGUAGGUGUAUAUUUCUAUAACAAAUUUUAUAAUUUAUGACUUGGUAAAUUAAUAUUACUAUUUUUUUUAUUACAAAAUUAUAAAAUCGAUAAAAAUGUAUUAUUUACUUAUCAGAAUUAUUGAAGUUUUAUGAUUAUUUGUGUAAAGAAUAUAUUAAAUACAUUUUUUAUACAUACUUUUA
This is a messenger RNA of Rhopalosiphum padi (bird cherry-oat aphid), 1534 nucleotides long. Its product is annotated as baculoviral IAP repeat-containing protein 5-like. NCBI's taxonomy places the organism in Eukaryota, Metazoa, Arthropoda, Insecta, Hemiptera, Aphididae. Bases 167 to 646 code for a protein of 159 amino acids. The record is from RefSeq and is a predicted model, not a curated record. The transcript is spliced from 2 exons.